This is a messenger RNA of Parascedosporium putredinis, 1746 nucleotides long. NCBI's taxonomy places the organism in Eukaryota, Fungi, Ascomycota, Sordariomycetes, Microascales, Microascaceae. The record is from the annotation of a GenBank genome assembly.
AUGGAAAAAGGCUCUGCCUCCCCGAGGGAUCUCGGUCACCUCUUCUCCAAGACCGCCGUCAAUCGUAAGCCGAGCGCGAUCAAGCAAUAUUACAAGUUCUUCGCCAUUCCCGGUGUAGGCAACUUGGCAGGAGGACUGCCCAACUCGCGCUUCUUCCCUUUUGAGACUUUGGAAGCGCAGUCCGCCAAACCCGAGCGAUGGACUCCGACUCCCAACUAUCCCGACGGGGAGGAUGAUCACCUAGACGCCACGGGCAACGGCAGCCAACCCAAGGCCGCCACCCACCUCACUGUCCCAAUGGCUUCAGGUGAAAAAGACCCUGUCAAGAAGAUCGACCUCGAGACCGCCCUUCAAUACGGGACCGGUGAAGGUUAUCCGCCCCUUCUUUCCUUCGUACGUCAGUUCUCACAGCGAGUUCUGCAUCCCAACGUUCCGCACUCCGCGGGCGUUGACGUCGUCAUGACCUGCGGGUCGACAGACGGCUUUUCCAAGACCUUGGAACUCUUCAACAACCCCUGGAGCGAGGGCGACCCCAUCUCGCGGAAGCAGGGUCUUUUGUGUGAGAUAUUCAUGUAUUCCAACGUCUUGAGUCAGUCUCAACCACGUGGCAUGAAUAUUGUUCCUGUCGAGAUGGACGCGGAUGGGAUGCUCGCCCAUGGCACCGGUGGCCUAGAAGACGUCCUGGAGAAUUGGGACUCAUCCAAGGGACAGCGACCCCAUAUGUUGUAUACUAAUGGGCCACAACCCAACGGGCGGGGUGCUCCUGUACGACGGCGGAAGGAGCUCUACGCCAUUUGCCAAAAGUACGACGUGAUCAUCGUCGAGGACGAUCCCUACUGGUACCUGCAGUACCCCUCCGCCGACCGCGCAGAGGCCCGCUCCAGGCAAAAGCCCGAGCCGACCACCCAAGUCCCGCCCGCGCCGGCCAAGUCUUCCGGCUACGAAUUUAUCGACUCGCUGGUCCCCUCGUUCCUCAGCAUCGACGUGGAUGGCCGCGUCGUCCGCCUCGACACCUUUUCCAAGACCGUCGCCCCGGGUUGUCGCCUGGGCUGGAUCACGGCGCAGCCCGCUUUUAUUGAGCGAUAUGUCCGAAUCACCGAAACGAGCACCCAGCAACCCUCCGGCUUCGUCCAGAGCAUGAUUGCCCAGCUCCUCCUCGGCCACCAAACCGAGACCGUCGCGCGCUUCCUGUCCCUCGGCUCCAAGGAGCGCCAGACCUUUGCCGGCUGGUCCACCGACGGCUGGGUCCGCUGGCUCGCCGGCCUCCGCGGCUCCUACGAGCGCCGCAUGAACCGCAUGUGCGCCAUCAUCGACGAGUACUCGUACGAGCCCCGCGUCGCCUCCAAGCGCCCCGGUCUCGACAGCGACUGGGCCUACGUUCGCCUCCACCGCCACCGCUGCUUCGGCCAGCAGGGCAAGAGUCGCACCAUUGACGGGCCCCUCAUCUCCGCCGCCCUCAUGAUCUACCUCACCCACGCGCCCUACAAGGUCCUCGUCGCCCCGGGCUCCAUGUUCGCCGCCAACGACGACAUCCGCCAGACUCUCGCCUGGUCCUGGUUCCGCAUCUGCUUCGCCGCCGAGGCCGAGGAGAAGAUUGACGACUGCGCCCACCGCUUCGGCACCGGCGUGCGUGAGUUCUUCAAGAUCAAGAACCCCGAGGAUAUUGAGGAGCUCUACGAGGAGUUUGAGCCCCGCAUGCUCGAGAGCCCGGAUGCGGCGGAUGCUUUCUCGGGUUUGGGUUGCUAG